AUGGACGUCUUGGUCCGCCACUACUUCCUCUAUGUCCACCCAUUUUGUCCCGUGCUUGACGAGGCCGUCUUCUGGAGAGAUUAUAAGCGAACUGGGGAUAGUGCGAGGCGUAUCCCAUUACUCCAGCUCCGGGCAAUGAUCUUUUCGGCUAGUUGUUUUGUACCAGCCGAUGUUGCGAUCCGCUGCGGUUACGACUCUCUACUGAACGCGCGCGAUGACCUAUACACCAAGGCCAAGGCGUUAUACGACAGCGGCCUAGAAAAUGACCCCAUGACGGCCUCAAGAGCCGCGCUACUACUCACAUUUUACUGCUCCGACUUUGACGUCGACGCAAACUCAGAGUGGCUCCGGCUUGCCAUCAGAGAAGCGCGAGCUGCACAAGCCUGCCAUCUUCAGUCCAAAGGACUCGCGAGCGACCCUGAUCAAACCGACUUUCGACGCCUCUGGUGGUCUUGCCUUAUUCGAGAUCGAACCUUGGCCCUUGGGAUGCGGCGUCCGCUCCAGAUCACCGGAGGGGACUCUUAUCCCCACAUGCUGACAACAGACGACGUGAGUGACGAAAUCUUCGGGUCCGUGGUCUACACGUAUGAAGUCAAGUCGGCGUUAUUCGAGCUGCUUACCAGCCUAUGCCACUUCGCCACGGCGGUUACGGAGUUGGCCACGAUCGCCUUCCCGCCAGCGGGCGAUGCGAGCUCUUGCAUAGAGAAUCCCUGUGCUGAACUCGACAAGCUGGGAUGUGCAAGAUCCGCACUGCUCCUCUGGGAGCUGGACUGGAUAUCUUACAUGGAGGGGAAAAACUCGAGCCUACACCCAUCUAUCCCCUUGUUCUCUAGCCUGCUCUCGAUACACUACCAGUCAGCUCGCGUAGCACUCUGCAACCGCACCUGUUUUGUCCUCAACGAGGUCAAUGACUACAGGGCCAGAUAUCGCCAGCAGCUGCAGCUCUGUCGGUCCGAACUCAUCGGGGCCGUUGCGUCUGUUGCUGCUCACGUUCGGCAGCUCAUGGUUAUUGAGGCGGUCGAUAAACUCCCUCUAAGCAUCGCCGCAUAUACGACAACCCCUUACAUCCUGCUCAGCAUUAAUUCACAGUCAAACGUCAAGCAAAGCCAAGAGCUACUACUCCUCUUUUCAGCAGUCAACCGAGCGCUCAGUACGAGGUACCACCUCAAAAGAGUAUCGGACCUCACAUCGCGCGCGCUCUGGCUAUCCAAGCUUCUUAAAGAGUCUUCUGAGGAGGAACGAUCGGAUAUCCCACGUCACAGCAACCUGUUUACCCUGUCGCUCAAGCAAUAUACCCAGCUCCUUCAGUAUAUCGACGGGUCCAUGUCGAUUCCGAGGGAUUCCGCUCGGGAGACUGAGGCUCUAUACGCGGCUGCUUCCUACAUUCCGAGGGGGCUUAGGGCGUAUGCUACGCCGGAGCCGGUUGGUGACACACUCACCCCGGUAUGGCUCGAGGCAAUGGGGAAUUUCUUCUUUGGGCCUGGGAAUGGGUUGGCUUUGUCGUUGUGCAGGUCACCCGGGGGAGAAGACGUGGAGACGCCGGUUGGGGCAAAAUGGGAUUUCAAUGAUAUGUUUAGAGUGAGUCUUCGGUUACCUUGGGAACUUGAGACUAGCCUCUCACCUGGGAAUGUCUGA
Molecule: messenger RNA, 1635 nt
Organism: Aspergillus calidoustus
Lineage: Eukaryota; Fungi; Ascomycota; Eurotiomycetes; Eurotiales; Aspergillaceae
Source: the annotation of a GenBank genome assembly